Molecule: messenger RNA, 2913 nt
Organism: Dermacentor albipictus
Lineage: Eukaryota; Metazoa; Arthropoda; Arachnida; Ixodida; Ixodidae
Source: RefSeq, a predicted model, not a curated record
CCGUCGUCUUCCUCUGGCCGCCGCUUUGCCCGGGGUUGCGCGGAACUGCAGUGAAAAAAUGCUGUUCCAUUUGCCCUGUGCGCGAAUGAUGUCGCGUCCCGACGCCUCCCUGUAGCAGGCCCAGCGCAGCACUGGCCCUUGGCAGCCCUCAAGAGGGAUCGUUUUGUCCGCAACACCUGGUUUUCUACAAUCGUGGGCGGGACCUUGCUUCCGUCGACGUCACGUGACCGGCACAGAAGGAGGGCCCCGCUCCUGUGGUUAUACCGAGCUUGCUGAAAGGAAGAGGUCGUCCCGCCUCCUGGAAUUGUAGACGCCUGUCCGCCUCUUCUGCGCGUUGAGGGUUCCUGGAAGCUCUCAUCUAUGUCCAAUUGACGCCAACAAUAGCAGGUGAAGUCACGCUUCAUUUCGACAAGGCAAGCAUCAUGGGCACGGGGACACGUGACUUGUGGAACUACUGUGCCACAUUGAACCUUGUCGAUCCAAACCUCCUGCCCAAAAGCAAGAUCUACGCUGACCUGCGGUGGUCAACCACUGUCUUCACGAAAAAGAGCGUCGGCGACAACCUCGGCUGCACACAGGGCUCGGGGCCACUUCACGACAGUGUGUGCCAUGUAGUAGAGGAAAUUUCAACAUAUAAUGAGUACAUUGUAUUCAUUAAUAUGGAACUGUGCGAAAGUCCUCCCGGACAGCUUUCGCUAAGGUGCCUCCAUGACAUAUAUGGCUCUUGCGGAUCAAAAGCAAGGGAGCGUCAGGCCAAUGUGUUAGUGCAUUGGCUCCUCACCAUGCACAAAUGUGUCAGAUGUAUGGAAAUUGACGACUGUGUGAUACCCAAUUUCUCUACUUACCUACCGCUGUAUUGUGAUGCCCUUAAACGCAGUCUGAGCAUUAUGGAUCUGAAAGUGGUCGCAUGGAAGUCUAAUCUCGAGGAGUCUCGAUCUCUCCUCGAUGCCAUCAUCUGCAUGCCAUUCCUCGAAACGUUCCAGUGCGAGGCACUCGACCUCUCUGCACAAGGCUUCAGAGAAUACCUCAAGACAAGCGUCACAUUGAAGGAACUCGCGGUGGCGUACGCCAUGGAAGAAGCCGACAUCCCGUCAGCAAUUUUAAAUGCACUGCGCGUGAACAGUCACCUAUCUCAUCUUUCAGUUCACAGUGACAUUCUGGAUGCAGACAGUGAGAACUGGUUUGGCGACUACGUUGCACGAACCGCAACACUUCAGUACAUCAAGCUACAGAAUGCCUCGCCUGGCGCUCCGCGCUCCUUGGUACCAGUAUUUCAAGCCAUAUCGAAAAACAGAACAAUAAAAAAGUUUGACAUUGUUUUUUUUAACCUAGGUAUCGAUGAAGCAUUGUCUUUUGCAGACUUGACCAAUGUCAAUCGUCAUUUGAGGAUGGUAAAUUUUAUUACGUGCGCUUGGAGCUCUGAAGAGCAUCCUGCCCAAUAUUUUUGGCCCACAACAUGCAGCACGCCGGACAUGGGCUGCGCAGAGCACAUAUCACCCUGCACAGCAGCUCUCGCUCGUGCUCUUGGACCGCAGUCAUUUUUGGAAGAAAUCACGGUGGACUUGAGCUCUUUCAACGCAUGCGAACAGAAGACCCUGCUUUGUGCGUUCGCACAGAACACGUCUAUAAAGAAAAUGAAUGUAGAAGGAUCGGACAUUGACAGUGCAAGUUCUCUGUGCAAGGCCAUGCGAGAGACGGGCACCACCGACAGGGUGCAUUUAGGCCUAGUCAUUGUAACAGCAGCGCAGCUGACUCGCUUGGAAGGGCACUGCGUCGAAGCUCCUGAAAUAUCCCUCGUUAUUACAGCCGCUCAAGGAGCGAGACAAGGGUGCCUAAAGCUUCUGACACUGUGCCCACACCUGACAGUUCUCAAUUUGAACUUAUCUCGAAUAGUGUACAAGGAGGAAGCGUGCCUUCUUUCCAUCUACCUACGACGAAGCCACUCCAUCCGCGAACUUUACAUGUCUUUCUCCACUAGUCGGUGUGCAUUACUGGACAUCCUACAAAGCCUGUCUACCAACACUACCUUGGAGAAGUUGGGCGUCGGAAAGUGCGUCCUGGACGUGGAAAAUGCGACUUUUCUCGCGAGUAUGAUCGGGAAGAGCGAAACUAUCUGUCACUUUGAGUACCAAACUGAGUGUGUCGUUUCUUGCCGCCUUCUACUUACUCACCUUGCAAGAUGCCUCUCAUCCAACACAUCUCUGGUUUCUCUGGAAAUCAGUGAAUACCGUGCGCUGAUGAGGUACUCCGCCGCUGUAAUGGACUUCGUGAGACACAACGCAGCUCUACUUGACUGCGCCGCGCAUUUCGUUCUCGGCACGAGGAAUAAACACUGUGCGGAGGCCUUCGAACCUGUCGCCAUUGGCCGUGGAAUAGUGAGCAGAGUUCAAGAACUGGCAGGCGAGCCAUGUGCUGAACGAGUGAUAGAAAUGAUACGAGAUUCCAGACGUUCGCUGCUUGACAUGAGAUCAUUCAUGGAAAUUACAGGUGUCAUCAAAAAUGACUUGUCAUGGGACGAAAGCGUCGAACCCCGAGAACGCUUGGAGAUAUUGCCUUUCGAUUGCUGGCUUCACGUGAGACAGUUUAUCAAGGUUCGCGACAUGCUACAUUGGGUCCCCUCCACUGGUACGCGAUGCAAGAAGGUUCGCAGGCGAGCUCAAUUUUCUGCACUUAAGUCCUAGCUGCCCCAGCUGCAAUUGAGAGGGCAUCGUUAGCGAAACCGGCAUGUUCUUGAGGAAUGUCCCUGAAGGACCUUCAGUUUGUGCUCUUAACUGCGGAAUCCGAGUUUCUCCAUUUGACCUGCUUUUUAAGUGAGACCAAUUAGGAUGCUUGUGGGCGCGAAUGAAAUGUGGAAGUCCUAAGCAAGGUUUACUAGCUGAAAAUGCCCAAUAAAAUUUGCAGCUGCUUCUCCAA